AUGACAAUGAAACGCAAAUCUUUUGUCGAAGAGGACGGUGACCUCGAUGACGUAUUGUCAAGAAAGAGAGCUCGGUCACCGCAACGAGAUGAUUUAAAUGAGACCGAUUUAAACGUUACCCCCUCGAAACCUCGAUCCGCCAGACGGAAAACCAAUGGGACCUCUAUUGAGAAAAUAGGCAUUGGAUCCUUUGAAGAUGCCAUUACACAAGAAUCCCUACCAAUUGUCGAAGCGGUGACACCGAAAAGUGGCCGCGGACGACCCAAAGGAAGCAAGAACUUUCCAAAACCUGAUGGCGCAACACCAACACCGAAGAAGCUGCCCAAAGGGAAGACUCUCUUUGCUACGCCAUCCAAGCCUCUGGGCCUUCUCACUCCGUCCAAGGCGCGCCAUGCGGCAGAUCGCUCCGCCCGCCGGAAAAGCACUCGGACAUUGAUCGAGAGGACUAUAAACGGGGAGGCCAGCUCUGACGAAGACGAUGAUAUUAUUUCUCGAUACAUAUACGACUCUGACAAGGAAGAGCAGGCCGAUGCUGGCGAAAGUGAACCUGUCCAACCCGACGGCGGACCAGCCGAGCCAGCUGUUCCAGAAACACCCUCAAAAAGGGGUCGUGGCCGUCCAAAGGGUUCAAAGAACCGCAUCCGUACACCCAGUCCUCCCCGAGAUAUGCCCCCACACGAGCUAUUCUUUGCACAGAAUCGGGGUGCGGCAAUGAAAACCUCGAAUAAUAACCUCUCAUCUCUUCGGCUUCUGGAUCACGAAGAAUACUUUACGCUUCUACGCUCCUACGAAGACCCCCACGCAAAGGACCUGGAGUUUCUGAGCUCUAUCCAUGCCCGCUCAUUCCCGCAGUGGGACUUUGAACUAAGCCAGAAUUUUAAUAUAUGUCUCUAUGGCUGGGGUUCAAAGCGCGAGCUCCUCACGUCAUAUGCGAAUCACAUAUAUGCUCAAAACAACGAAGCCAAAAUCGUGGUAGUCAAUGGGUAUAACCCAAGCACAUCCAUGCGCGACGUUCUCAACACGAUAUUCUCACUAAUCCCCAACGCCCCCAAGAAACUCGGAACCCAACCAUCCGAAGUCCUCGACCGCCUCCUCACCCACCUCUCCACAUCCGAUGUACGUAUCACGCUCCUCGUGCACUCUCUUGACGGCCAACCCAUCCGCCGAGCAGCCACGCAGUCUCUAUUCGCGCGCCUAGCCGCACACCCUCAAAUCAGCAUCAUCGCCUCCACAGACCACCCGUCCUUUCCCCUGCUCUGGGACAGCUCGGCACGAACAUCUUUCAACUUCCUAUUCCACGAUUGCACGACCUUCUCAACGUACUCUGCAGAAGUUGAUGUCGUUGACAGCGUACUCCAGCUCCUAGGCCGUAGCGGGCGCAGGGUCGGCGGGAAGGAGGGAGUCGGUUUCGUCUUGAGGAGUUUGCCAGUUAAUGCGAGGAGCUUGUUUAAGAUCCUCUGCGUGGAGCAGUUGAUGGUUAUGGAUGCUGGUGGGGGGAUGGAUGGUUUUGGCGGCGCUGGUGAUGAGAAUGGUGAUGAGGGGCAUCUUGGAGAACGGAUGGGGGGUUCUAGAUCGGCUGAGGUUGGGGUGGAGUAUAGGACCUUAUACCAGAAGGCUGUGGAGGACUUUGUGUGUGGUGAUGAGGUGUCGUUUAGGAGCUUGUUGAAGGAAUUCCAUGACCAUCAGAUGAUCACGUCCCGCAAAGAUGCUCUAGGAACCGAAAUCCUCUCCAUUCCAUUCAGGAGAGAGGAACUGGAAGCUAUCUUGGAGGACUUGAUGAGCUAA
Pseudogymnoascus destructans is the source of this 1785-nucleotide messenger RNA. It is a transcript of the gene ORC2, whose product is annotated as Origin recognition complex subunit 2. The transcript has 2 exons. Gene Ontology annotation, molecular function: DNA replication origin binding. Gene Ontology annotation, cellular component: nuclear origin of replication recognition complex; nucleus. The record is from RefSeq and is a predicted model, not a curated record. Gene Ontology annotation, biological process: DNA replication. NCBI's taxonomy places the organism in Eukaryota, Fungi, Ascomycota, Leotiomycetes, Thelebolales, Thelebolaceae. The coding region runs from base 1 to 1785 and encodes 594 amino acids.